Molecule: messenger RNA, 809 nt
Organism: Marmota monax (woodchuck)
Lineage: Eukaryota; Metazoa; Chordata; Mammalia; Rodentia; Sciuridae
Gene: Cldn17
Product: claudin 17
Exons: 1
Coding region: 1-675 (224 amino acids)
Biological process (GO): cell adhesion; bicellular tight junction assembly
Cellular component (GO): bicellular tight junction; plasma membrane
Molecular function (GO): structural molecule activity
Source: RefSeq, a predicted model, not a curated record
AUGGCAUUUUAUCCACUGCAAAUUGCUGGGCUGGUUCUCGGGUUCCUCGGCAUGGUCGGGACUCUUGCCACAACGCUUCUGCCUCAGUGGAGAGUGUCAGCUUUCAUUGGCAGCAACAUCAUUGUCUUUGAGAGGCUCUGGGAAGGGCUCUGGAUGAACUGCAUCCGACAAGUCAAGGUCAGGCUGCAGUGCAAGUUCUAUAAUUCCUUGUUGGCUCUCCCACCUGUCUUGGAAGCAGCUCGGGCACUCAUGUGUGUGGCUGUUGCUCUCUCUUUGAUUGCUCUACUUAUUGGCAUCUGUGGCAUGAAGCAGAUCCAAUGCACCACUUCUAAUGAGAGGGUCAAAGCUUACCUUCUGGGAACUUCAGGAGUCCUCUUUAUCCUGACGGGCAUCUUCGUUCUGAUUCCAGUGUGCUGGACAGCCCAUAUCAUCAUCAGGGAUUUCUAUGACCCAACCAUCAACACAGGUCAGAAAAGGGAGCUGGGAGCUGCCCUUUUCCUAGGCUGGGCGAGUUCUGCUGUCCUCUUCAUUGGCGGGGGUCUGCUCUGUGGAUUCUGCUGCUGUAACAGAACUAAAAAAUGGAACAGAUAUCCAGCCCCAGCUUGCGGCGCGCGACUAACAGAUAAGCGAAGGAAUGUGAGAGUGCAUAGUACGACCUCCACCAGUUAUGUCUAAUAUUUGUUUUUAGCAGCAGCUAUGGAUUAUGAUUGAUGUGCUUUACAAAGUUCUGACACAACCUGUAAGUAUUCCAGGCAGGAGAACUUGCUGUAGGACUAGAUUGAAAUUGAGAUGAAGAUUUUAAUUUUUCA